Aspergillus ibericus CBS 121593 is the source of this 1213-nucleotide messenger RNA. Its product is annotated as putative glycosyl hydrolase. NCBI's taxonomy places the organism in Eukaryota, Fungi, Ascomycota, Eurotiomycetes, Eurotiales, Aspergillaceae. The record is from RefSeq and is a predicted model, not a curated record. Gene Ontology annotation, biological process: carbohydrate metabolic process. Bases 23 to 1153 code for a protein of 376 amino acids. The transcript has a single exon.
CUGGUACAUCAAUUUUAUUACAAUGGUCGCGUUAUCAGUCUUUCUUUUUCUCGAGGCGGUUUCUCUCGCUACGGCCGCUCCGACACAAGUGUCCAAUGAUUCGAGUCCGUGGUUUCUGGCGAAUGCCAAAGCCGGCGUCAGUACGUUGCAGCAGUGGUAUAACCAGACCACGGGGCUCUGGGAUACCACCGGGUGGUGGAACAGUGCGAAUUGUCUGACGGUGCUGGGCGACCUGACGGCGCAGGAUUCGUCGAUGGUCAAUGCCAGCGCGGCCAUCUUCAAUAAUACCUUCUUGCGCGCCCCGGCGUCGACUCUAGGCCAAGCAGUGUGGAAGACCAACUCCAGCAAACCGGCCACGACUCUGAUCGAGACGAAAGGGUUCAUCAACGAGUACUACGACGACGAGGCGUGGUGGGCGCUGGGCUGGAUCCAGGCGUACGAUCUGACGCAUGAUGAACGAUUUCUCGAUACGGCGGCGGAUAUCUUUGAUGAUAUGACGAGUGGAUGGAAUGCGACGUGUGGGGGAGUGUGGUGGGAUAAGAGUCAUACGCAGAAUGGGGCGAUUGAGAAUGAGUUGUUCCUGAGUGUGGCGGCUCAUCUGGGACGACGGAUUCCGAGCAAGAUGGCGUAUUAUCGCGAUUGGGCGAUGAAGGAAUGGACGUGGUUUUGGAACAGCGGGUUGAUUAAUGGGGGGUAUACGAUCAAUAAUGGGUUGGAUUUGACGACGUGUCAGAAUGAUAAUGGCACCGUGUGGAGCUAUAACCAGGGGGUGAUUCUGGGGGGACUGGUGGAGCUGUCGAAGCUGGUCAAUGAUACGUCCUAUGUCGCCACGGCGCAGAAGAUUGCGGAUGCGGCGAUCGAAGCCUUGAGUGAUUCGAAUGGGGUGUUGACCGAGUCGUGCGAGCCGGACUGCACGGGGGAUGCGCCCCAGUUCAAGGGCGUGUUUAUGCGGAAUCUCCAGGCCUUGUAUCAGGCCCGUCCGGAAGAUCGGAUCAAGCAGUUUCUGGAAACGAAUGCCAACAGCAUCUGGCAGAAUGAUCGGGGGGAUGACUCGGAAUUGGGGUCAGUCUGGUCGGGACCGUUUAGCAGUGCGGAUGCUACGACGCAGAGUUCGGCUUGUGAUGCGUUGGUGGCGGCGGCGGCGGUUGCUUGAGGCCAUGAUUUGUGAUAUCUGGUUCACAUGGUGGAGAUUCUAUAGAUACCUAUUGCUGGC